Molecule: messenger RNA, 456 nt
Organism: Ostertagia ostertagi
Lineage: Eukaryota; Metazoa; Nematoda; Chromadorea; Rhabditida; Trichostrongylidae
Source: the annotation of a GenBank genome assembly
AGGCGGCAUAUUAGCAAGGACACCGAUGCGAAAAAGCCUGAAAAAUAUGAAAUCCGAAGGUCUCAAGAAUCAGAUCAGAAGAACCCAGAUGCGAAGGAGGGAAUGGGGGAGACGAUUCUUGUCUCACCACCCACUAAACCAGUGCAGCAUAUCCCAGGAAUCGCUUCCGGUAUGGACUCUGGUGGCACACAUCGGAGACCACCUGGACCGGAUCAAGAGCUUCAACUCAAAACAGCAGAGAGCCUUCACGAGAACAACACUGUACCCGUCACGUUGUUUCAUCACUACUGCAGAAAACGUUCCAAAGCAAGAUUUGAGAAGAACGUUGUUAUAAGGAGCCUCAGACACAGAGAAAUCCAGAAAUCGAUUGAGAGAAACGGCGUCGGAGAGAUCGAAGAGCAAGAUGCCUAUAAAACAGUGACACUGGCGUUCCAGAAGUUCACUAUGUCCUUGUAA